CCACAAUUCAGUCACGUAUAUGUAUGCAUGCUUCUACAUGCAAUCCGUUGCAUACGUACUUGCUAGUGAAACAGCAUUUUGUCAAAUAGUUGCAAAUAUUAGUUACACCUAUUGUAUUAUUAUUCCGCCGGGAUGGACGCGCUCCUCUCCAGGCUCUUCUCCUCGGAAGAAGAGGAGCAGUACGUGUUGGACACCCUGGGUUACUUAAUGAUUUUAAUGGCAGCCUUCACUUUCGUAACUUUGCUUUUCGAAAAUGUCCCAUACGGGCGAUAUUCUAGCAGCAAAUAUGGAUUUCCAGUCAAUGCAAGGUUUGCUUGGUUCGUUCAGGAGCUGCCUGCGAUCCUGGUGCCUUUUUGUCUGGUAGUUUGGACAUCUUCUGCGAAAACCUCACUACUGCCCAACCAGCUGCUCAUUGCCAUGUAUUUCUGUCACUAUGUCCAGAGAUCCCUUAUUUAUCCAUUUUUAAUCCGAGGAGGUAAACCAACACCAUUCGUCUCAUUUGUCAUGGCCAUUGUUUUCUGCAUCUAUAAUGGCUACAUGCAGAUCAGAUACCUGAGCCAUUAUGCUGAGUACCCUGCACGUUGGGUUACACAUCCGUGCUUCAUCGCAGGGUCUGUGCUGUGGUUGGUCGGGUGGCUGGUGAAUGUGCACUCUGACCACAUCCUGAGGAACCUGAGGAAGCCCGGAGAGACUGGCUACAAGAUUCCCACAGUAAUCAUGUCAGACAGCGAAGCAGGCCGAUACUGGAACAUGAACAUUAUACUGAAGGCUACGUCUGUACCAGACUGAAUAAAACUUUCAGUCUACCGCUUAUGUGUUCUAUACCACGCUCGUGUUUGUACGGUAAAUAUAAAGAUAUACAGCCUGCGGCCGGUUAGCUUAUCUUAACAUAAACACUGGAAACAGAACAGAGUCUGCCUACCCUCACGGCUAAAGCUCAGAUGUAUCUUAAAGCUUACAUCUCAUUUGUUCAAUCCAUACAAAAGCAAAGGGUUAGAAGUGCUACAGAGCCAG
This is a messenger RNA of Cottoperca gobio, 1014 nucleotides long. RefSeq names its product steroid-5-alpha-reductase, alpha polypeptide 1 (3-oxo-5 alpha-steroid delta 4-dehydrogenase alpha 1) (gene srd5a1). The transcript is spliced from 4 exons. The coding region runs from base 133 to 789 and encodes 218 amino acids. The record is from RefSeq and is a predicted model, not a curated record. Gene Ontology annotation, molecular function: 3-oxo-5-alpha-steroid 4-dehydrogenase activity. NCBI's taxonomy places the organism in Eukaryota, Metazoa, Chordata, Actinopteri, Perciformes, Bovichtidae. Gene Ontology annotation, biological process: steroid biosynthetic process.